UAUUUAUAUCCACGUAUGUAAACAUAUAUCUAUACAGAGAUACACAUACAAAUAUAUAACUUUGAUUAAUGUAUAUACAGGAAGAUAAUGAUGGGCGACGUGAGGAGCCGCCUGAGUUUUAUUUGCGGGCCCACACGAGAUGAGAUGGGAUGGUGCAGGACGCAGUUAGGCCCAUUUAUGAGCGGCUUCUUGAUACCCACCAAAGACUUUCCCAUGUGCCCAAUACCCCGCCUACGCAGACAUAUGUGGACGCUUUAGGGACCCGAUCGGGACAUACUCGUGUGGUUGGGCGUGUGGUUAGGGGAACACGUGGACUGAAUGUCCCCCUCCCAGAGGAUAUAGAGCAACCCUUCCCAGCCCAGCAGUCACCGUCCUUUAACGUCAAUGAUAUGUUCGCGCAGGGUAGCCCUUGGAGCCAGUCAUCAUUCGAGGCCGGACCUAGCACGUCAUCAUCCCAUGCUGGGCCUAGCACGUCACGGGCCCCCACACAGCGGUUGGGUAGUGAUAGUGAUAGUGAUAGUGAUGAUGAACAUGAUUAG
This is a messenger RNA of Erigeron canadensis, 539 nucleotides long. RefSeq lists its product as uncharacterized. The transcript is spliced from 2 exons. The record is from RefSeq and is a predicted model, not a curated record. The coding region runs from base 150 to 539 and encodes 129 amino acids. NCBI's taxonomy places the organism in Eukaryota, Viridiplantae, Streptophyta, Magnoliopsida, Asterales, Asteraceae.